CAAACCAGAUGGAGGCUGGCCAACGGGCUGGUCUUGCCUUGCCUGCCCGUCUGUUGCUGUUGCUCGGCUACAGCUCACACACACACACACAUUAGACAUUAGACACAGAGCAGGACGACUGUAGACGUCUUCACGACGCCGGGUACAGCCAGAGAAGUAGAUAACGGUACCCGUAAGGUAAAGUCUGUCAUGAGUUAUCGUGGGGUAGUUAGUUAGCAACCGUCAACGGUUGAGCUAUCAACUAGCUACUAGCUUUUUUUUGUUGUUGUUGUUGCUACAAGUGGUAGGUUGUCGUAGGUUAACCGUGAAGGAUAUAUCUGUUAAACCGACAGCAGCAUAAUGGAUUUUACUUAUUUUUAAUUCGCCAUUUAAGCCAGCAAUGCGUGCUACGUUAUCCCCGAACAACGUUAGCUCGCCGGCGUCGGAUUAUACGGACCGUGCCCUGCCCAGCAUCCCGCAUGAUGAGUGAUCAUUAUGUUAAGGUUAAGGUUCAACUCGAGCAAAUGAAGUCAUUUGGCAAGGAGGAUGCAGAGAAGAAUGAGGAGGAGGAGGAGGAGGAGGGUGUGGAUGCAGAGAAGCAGACAUCAAUGUCUUCCCCACCUCCUGCUUUAGUCUCACCGGACCCUCCCAGCAUCACCACAGCUGACAGAGAUGCCUCCAACACCUCCAUCACCUGUAAACACAGAGGAGGUAAAAGUCGUGGUGGUAAGAACUCCUCUGGCAAACACAACAUCACAGAUCUGGCAUUGCACGGCUCUGGGAAGAAAUCGAAUAGACUAGGAGGACAUGAGAGGACACUUCAUAUCAGGGGGACUGGGAAGAUCCUGCAGGGCAAGUCUGAGAACAAUGGGAACUAUGUCACCAUCCAUCCGUCCAAGAACAUUCAAGAGACAUGCCGCGAGGACGUCUUCAAACAUGCAAGGAAGAGAAGACCAGUGACGGUGGAUACUGCAAAAGCCAAAACCUCGUUGGAGGCGCUGAAGUUGAGCAUCAAGCAGCUGAAGUGGAAAGAGUUUCCUCUGGGAAGACGAGCGCCCUGUGAUAUCUACUGGCACGGCGUUUCCUUCCAUGACAAUGAAAAUAUUGCCUCAGGGCAGGUGAACAAGUUCCCAGGAAUGAUUGAAAUGCUGAGGAAGAUCAACAUGAGUCGAGCAGUGCGGACUAUGCAAGAGUUGUUCCCGGAUGAAUAUGACUUUUAUCCCCGUUCCUGGAUCCUGCCUGAGGAGUACCAGCAGUUUGCCACGCAGAUUCGUAUGGUGAAGGAGAAUGAUGCAACAGUGAAUCCCACCUUCAUUGUCAAGCCAGAUAGCGGCUCUCAGGGGGACGGCAUCUACCUCAUCCGUGACCCUAGUGACCUAAAGCUCAUGGGGGGUUCACAGGCCAAACAGUCUGUUGUCCAGGAGUACAUCCAUAAGCCGUUACUCAUUGACAAGCUCAAGUUUGAUAUCCGCCUCUACGUGCUGUUAAAGUCUAUGGAGCCAUUGGAGAUCUACAUUGCCAAGGAAGGCCUUACGCGUUUUUGCACCGAGCCCUACCAGGAGCCAAGCCAGAAGAACUUGAGCCACGUCUUCAUGCACCUGACAAACUACUCCCUCAACGUCCACAGCUGCAACUUUGUCCACUCGGACAGCCAGAGCACAGGCAGCAAGCGCACCCUUUCCAGCGUGCUGUACAGGCUGGCAGCUAAAGGCGUAGACAUCAAGAAGGUGUGGUCGGACAUCAUCGCCCUCGUUAUCAAGACUAUCAUCGCCGUGGUGCCUGAACUUAGAGUGUACUAUCAGGCUGAUAUACCACCUGGCAAACCAGGACCUACUUGCUUUCAGAUUUUAGGGUUUGACAUCCUGCUGAUGAAAAACCUGAAGCCAGUAUUACUCGAGGUUAACUCCAACCCCAGCAUGAGAAUAGAACAUGAACAGGAGGUGGCACCAGGGGUUUUUGAAUAUGUUCCUAGUCCAGUUGACGAAGAGGUCAAAGUGGGUGUGAUCAGGGACACUCUGCGCCUUAUGGAUCCUUUCAGCAGGAAAUCUUCAAUUUCCCAACCGAAGGCUGGCGGGUUUGAACACAGGGAGGAGAUUCCCAUGGAGGCAGAGACGCAAGAGAAGAGCCCGGACGACGGAGCUCUGCCCUCGCUGUGUCUGAAGCAGGUCUACCCCAAGUACACCAAACAGUUCAACCACCUGCGGCUGGUGGAGCGCAUCGCGGCUCUGUUCAUACGCUUCCUCGGGGUCAAGGGCAACAUGCGUCUGGGCCCCACUGCCUUCCGAACCUUCAUCAGGACCUGUAAACUGAGCAACAGCAAUUUCACAAUGGCUUCAGUGGACAUCCUCUACAUAGACAUCACACGUCGCUGGUCGGGAGCGAUGCCCGACUCUAGGGAAGCAGGUAUGGGACUACAAGCGUUUGUGGAAGCCUUUUUCCACUUGGCGGGCCGCAGGUUCAAAGUCCUGACCAUGAGGGAGCAGGUAGUGUCGCUGGUGGAGCUGUGCGAGGCUCAGCUGGAGGCCCCGUCGAGCGUCGAAGACAGACGCUCCGUGAGCUGCAGCAGGGCGCUGCCACGAACCAACAGGACUCAGACGCUGGGCCUCGCCAACCCUCAGCUCGACUCUCCCGCUCCCACGCGAAGGGCGGCCAGCCAGGACUACCGGCUGCAUCAAAGACUCAAGCCUCGCACGCUCAGGGCCAACGUAGAGAACUAGUCUUCCGACUCUCAAACACUGCCGUUAGCUUUCUCCACAGGAGCAGGGAAAUUAGGUAUCCAUCUCUUCUCUGUAACUCCCGCGAGGGGGGGUGGGGGUGACGGGAGCUGAGAGGAGAACUAGUUUGACCCCUGCUGGCUGACUCGCAGGAGGACUGUUCUCAGCCUGAUUGCUUUUUUUUUCUUUUUAAAAAGAGGAGGAGGAAGAUGUCCGCAGGGGGAGUGGAUAGGAAUAGAACGAAGGAUAUAAGGAGGUUGGUGCAUUUCUUCUUUCCCCUCCUGACGUGAUCGUACAUGGACAGCGUGGUUCAGUCAGGAGGAGGAUGAGGCUGCUUUUUUUUUAAUUAAACUUACGAUUCUACAGGGCAGCUAUUUGCUCUCCUUCACCUUCCGUCCUGGCUACACCCAAACAAACUUUCUUUUCAGGGAUAACACGAGACGCUCGAGCUUUACGUUCAAACGCAUUUUACACACGUUAUACAGAAACAAUGGGUGUAAGGGAGUGUGUUAUAAUCUUGAAUUUGCACAACAACUCUUUGAACUAUUAUAUUUGCACAGAGAUGGGUGUGAGGGUGACUGAGUGUGUGUGUGUGUGUGUGUGUGUGUGUGUGUGUGUGUGUACUGUAUUUAUUUGUGUUUCGCUCGAUGGUGAAAGCCUAUUCACAGCCAGUGAGCUCAGCUGUGCGUCCCAGCUCCACGAGCCCAUUAGCGACGAGUUAAGUGAAUAAGUAUUCAAAGGGAAAAAAAAAAAAGGCUGCGUCGCCACUUCUCCUCUUU
Molecule: messenger RNA, 3472 nt
Organism: Larimichthys crocea (large yellow croaker)
Lineage: Eukaryota; Metazoa; Chordata; Actinopteri; Sciaenidae
Gene: ttll11
Product: tubulin tyrosine ligase-like family, member 11
Exons: 10
Coding region: 459-2696 (745 amino acids)
Biological process (GO): protein polyglutamylation; microtubule cytoskeleton organization
Cellular component (GO): ciliary basal body
Molecular function (GO): tubulin binding; tubulin-glutamic acid ligase activity
Source: RefSeq, a predicted model, not a curated record